AUGGCGUCUUCAUCUUCCUCAGGAUCUUCCUCAUCGUCUUCUUCGCUCGCCAUCGCCGUGCUGAUUCUGAUCGUCACAACCGCUGAAUCGUUUAAAUCGCCGUUUCACCCUCGCGACUUGCUUCCGCAUUUGCCCAGGCAAGUCUCGUGGCCGCUUCUCAACUCCCUUUACGGCGCCGCCGAUCUGCUUCCCACUUUCAUCGGAACAGCGAGCCCAGGGAACGAUACCGUCGACUGGAAAGGGGCUUGCUUCUAUGAGAACAGCGCUUGGUUGGAGUUCCACAACAAGUCCGGUAGCGAGUUUGGUGGAGGCACGCUUCACAUCAAGGCGGAUAAGGCUCACAGUUGGACUUGCAUGGAUCUAUACGUCUUUGCAACACCAUAUCGAGUGACAUGGUCUUGGUACUUCAUUUCACGAGCGCACACUGUGGAGUUUUCAGCAUGGGAUGGGAAAGCCGAGUAUGAUUAUGUUAAGAACAAGGGAGUUUCGAUAUUCCUUAUGCACGCAGGGAUGUUGGGAACGCUUCAAGCGCUGUGGGAUGUUUUCCCACUCUUUACCAAUACAGGUUGGGGGGAGAGCUCUAAUCUUGCGUUUCUUGAGAAGCAUAUGGGAGCUACAUUCGAUGUUCGUCCUGAACCAUCGUGGGUCACAAACGUUACGACUGAUGAAAUCCAGUCUGGUGAUCUACUGGCUAUUUCGAAGAUCCGUGGACGGUGGGGUGGUUUCGAGACGCUUGAGAAAUGGGUGAGUGGUGCGUAUGCUGGUCAUUCCGCUGUUGCCUUAAGAGACACCGAAGGGAAGCUGUGGGUUGGUGAGUCCGGGAAUGAAAACGAAAAGGGAGAAGAUGUGAUAGCGAUUUUACCAUGGGAGGACUGGUGGACAUUUGAGCAGACCAAGGAUGACUCUAAUCCUCAGAUCGCGUUGCUACCUUUGCAUCCCGAUGUUCGUGCUAAGUUCAAUGUUACUGCUGCGUGGGAAUAUGCUCGGAGCAUGGAGGGUAAACCUUAUGGUUAUCACAACUUGAUAUUCAGCUGGAUUGAUACCGUUAGUGAUAACUACCCGCCUCCUCUAGAUGCUCAUCUUGUUGCCUCUUUCAUGACUGUUUGGAGCAAAAUGCAGCCUGAUUAUGCUGCUAACAUGUGGAAUGAAGCCUUGAACAAGCGACUCGGAACACAGGGUCUUGAUCUUUCUGAUGUACUGGUCGAAGUAGAGAAGCGUGGAUCAUCUUUUGACAAACUACUGGCAGUACCCGAACAAGACGAUUGGAUAUACAGCGAUGGUAAAUCAACCUCGUGCAUCGCUUUCAUACUCGAAAUGUACAAAGAAGCUGGCUUAUUCGGCUCAUCUGCUAAUUCUAUUCAAGUCACAGAAUUCACUAUCAAAGAUGCUUACAUGCUCAACUUCUUCGAGAACAAUGCAAGUCGUCUCCCUAAAUGGUGCAAUGACAACGACGAUGUGAAGCUUCCUUACUGUCAGAUUCUUGGUAAAUACAGAAUGGAGUUUCCUGGCUACAACACAAUGAAACCAUACUCGCAUAUGAACGAACAAUGUCCUUCUCUGCCUCCUAAAUACCACAGACCAGAGGACUGCUAG
Molecule: messenger RNA, 1593 nt
Organism: Microthlaspi erraticum
Lineage: Eukaryota; Viridiplantae; Streptophyta; Magnoliopsida; Brassicales; Brassicaceae
Source: the annotation of a GenBank genome assembly